CGGUACCGUUUUGUGGACCAGUGAACACCACCGGGGACGACCCGCGCGACAUCUGACUGUAUCAUCACCAUCACCGGUUGCCGUGGCAACCGUCGCAAAAGCCGCGAGCGCGCUCGUGCUGGUACCGCCGGUUCCGACGUAUUUCCGAACCCCCGCUGCAGAUUUUUGACCAAAAAAACCGCACGAAGACAAGAAGCUGCCGUGUCCGCGCGCCGCAGCGCAACAUCCGGACCGCGCGCGCUCAGUCGGAGCGACGUGACGGACGCAGGAGGGAGCGUGAGCGCGGACAGGAACUGCCUGAGAGCGGAUCGAUAUGGAGGCGAUUAACAGCCGAGUGCACCGCGGCUCCACGGAGGAUCUCCGUGCGAGACAAACAGCUCCGUGGUUCUGAUCCAGGAUCCGCGUGUCGUCGACGAGCUGAGAUACCCGAGCUGAGCCGGAGGCGUCCAUAACACCUGGACUGGGUCCACGUCCCCAGGACUCCUGCGGAUCAGUCGAUGGCCUCUUCACCUGGGAGCUGCUGUGAGGAGACGAAGGUCAGCAGCAGCAGGAGGAUGGAGCUCAGCUCGAUGGCGAUAAUUGAUCAGCAGCUGUAGGACUAACAGGGAACUGAUGGGAACCGGAUUGGCCGCAGCAGCCCGAUGGAUUCACCUGUCAGCAUGGCUCUACAGUCCGGCUCCAACUACACAGCCGACUCCGUGGGUCCGGGCAUUACCGCCUCACCUGUAGAACCCAGGGUCAUCUCCAUAGUAACCGGCCUGGUGACGGGCACCACGCAGGCUGCCGCCGGCGCCUCAGGAAACCUCUCGGCCCUCAGAGAACAGAGGGGCCCCGACUUCGGCGAGAGCCAGCUGCCGUCGACGGCGGCGGUUCUGAGCGCCGCCGACGGGCACUCGGCUCUGCAGGGGGUGGCGGUGGCGGCGCAGGCUCUGGUGCUGCUCUUCAUCUUCCUCCUGUCCAGCAUGGGCAACUCGGCGGUGGUGGUGGUGAUCAUCAAACACAGGCAGCUGCGGACCGUCACCAACGCCUUCAUCAUGUCGCUGUCGCUGUCGGACUUCCUGACGGCCGUGCUCUGCCUGCCCUUCUCCUUCGUCAUGCUCUUCAGCAAGGACGGCGUCUGGAUGUUCGGGGACGCCUUCUGCGUGGCCAACGGCUUCCUCAACACCUGCUUCGGGAUCAUCUCCACGCUCACCAUGACGCUGAUCUCCUUCGACAGGUACUACGCCAUCGUCAGGCAGCCGCAGGCUAAGAUCGGCCGUCAGAAAGCCACCCGGCUGCUGGCGGCCGUGUGGACGACGGCGGUGGUUUUCUCUCUGCCCGGGUACCUGCUGGUGCGCGCCUCGCCGGGAGUCCACAAGCGAGGGUUCUACCACUGCAUGUACGUGUUCCACCCCGGCAGCUCCGGCGCAGGCGCGGCGUACAGCGUCUGCCUGAUCGUGGUGUGCUACCUGCUGCCCUUCUCCCUCAUGUGCUUCUGCCACUACAACAUCUGCAAGACGGUCCGGCUCUCUGAGAUCCGGGUGCGGCCCGUCACCACCUACUCGUACCUGCUGCGCUUCUACAGCGAGAUGAGGACCGCCACCACCGUUCUGAUCAUGAUCGUGUUCAUCAUCUGCUGCUGGGGUCCGUACUGCCUGAUGGGCCUGGUCGCGGCCAUCGGGGACUACCGGUUCAACCCGGCCAUGGACACCGUGGCCAUCUGGCUGGCCUGGGCCAACGGGGCCAUCAACCCGCUCAUCUACGCCCUGAGGAACCCCAACAUCUCCAUGCUGUUGGGCCGUAGGCGGGAGGAGGGCUACAGGACCAGAAACAUCGCGGCCUACCUGUCCAGCCAGAGCCGGAGCCACGAGGUGCGGCGGAACCAGGCGGAGAGGAUCAGGGACCGCUACGUGAGCCGGACGGGGACCAACAACAACAACAGCCGGCUGUCGAGUUCCAGUCCUGGAAAAACGGGCGUGGCAGGAGGGGGAGAGGUGGCCAUGUGGGCCUGCAAGAACCCGGCCGUGUUCUUCUGCCGGGACGCCCGCCGCGACACGCCGUCGCUGCCGAACGCCGGCGGGGAGCCGAAGACAAAGACGGCCGACACCAGCCUGUGACGGGGUCAGAAACCGGAAUCCGUCCUUCUCCUCCCUGCUUUGACCCAGGAACCCGAACGACAAUCUGAGCUGCCGAUGCGCUGACGUUUAAACGCAGAUCUUUUACUCAGCUUUGACGUUUUAGCCGCUUUUAUACAACAAAUUUAAAUUAUUCUUGUAGAUGCGGAACGAGGAUGAAAUCUGUGUGUUUCGUUGCUUCUCAAUGUGCCAAACAUUCCUCAGCAGAAAAAAAAAAAUGCAGAUGUUCAUUUCAAA
This is a messenger RNA of Fundulus heteroclitus (mummichog), 2351 nucleotides long. Its product is annotated as G-protein coupled receptor 135. Gene Ontology annotation, biological process: G protein-coupled receptor signaling pathway. The record is from RefSeq and is a predicted model, not a curated record. Gene Ontology annotation, cellular component: membrane. Lineage: Eukaryota; Metazoa; Chordata; Actinopteri; Cyprinodontiformes; Fundulidae. Gene Ontology annotation, molecular function: G protein-coupled receptor activity. The coding region runs from base 642 to 2096 and encodes 484 amino acids. The transcript is spliced from 3 exons.